Onychomys torridus (southern grasshopper mouse) is the source of this 2753-nucleotide messenger RNA. RefSeq names its product gap junction protein gamma 2 (gene Gjc2). Gene Ontology annotation, cellular component: connexin complex. The transcript is spliced from 2 exons. The record is from RefSeq and is a predicted model, not a curated record. Gene Ontology annotation, biological process: cell communication. Lineage: Eukaryota; Metazoa; Chordata; Mammalia; Rodentia; Cricetidae. Bases 662 to 1987 code for a protein of 441 amino acids.
GUGUCUGGUUGCUGCUCAUAUCCAGGGUCCACCGGUCAUCAGAAUGCUAACUAGAGUUGAUUGUGAUCACUUCUUCCCCUAGGAGCCAGUCAACUGGGAUAGCCGGCAUGGGUUGGAAUGGGGCUCAGCCCUGGAGAACCUGUACUGUCGCCUUUUUGAGCUGUCUCGGAGCUAUUUUGGGACUCAGAGCGGCAGGCACCACUGGCCAGGAAGGAAAGUGCCCAGCCACAGGGGAAAAGCAUGAAGAGUCCUAAAGCUGGCCCUGGAACCCAUGGGUGCUGUGUGUGCCUGUCCUUGUGUAGAGCCAGCAAGCCCCAAGGAAGGGCCAGUGAACUGUCUGGGCUAGUAGAGGGGCAGAGCCUGGGACCUUUGUAGAGGUUCUAGAUUCUGAGCUCUAGAGCUUGUAGUGGGGUGCAUCAUUCCUGAGGGAGAAGUUUAGGUUCCGGGUGACUAUCCCUCCCCUCCUGCCCAAGAUGAGACGUUCUGAGUGUCUGAGUCCUGCUGUCCUCCCCUCUUCCUCUGGGCUCUCAGCCCAGGCUGCCUGGCUCCACCCAAGAGAGCAAUCCCUGCAGUGAGGGUAGUGGUUGUUGCCAGCUUCCCCCACCCGGUGGUCAGCCACAGCUCUCCCUUGUGCAUCUCCAGGUCCCACCUGCUCGCUCCCAUGACCAACAUGAGCUGGAGCUUCCUGACGCGGCUGCUGGAGGAGAUCCACAAUCAUUCCACCUUCGUGGGCAAAGUGUGGCUCACUGUGCUAGUGGUCUUCCGAAUUGUGCUAACGGCUGUGGGUGGCGAGUCCAUCUAUUCGGAUGAGCAAUCCAAGUUCACCUGCAACACUCGGCAGCCGGGCUGUGACAAUGUCUGCUAUGACGCCUUCGCGCCGCUGUCGCACGUGCGCUUUUGGGUCUUUCAAAUCGUGGUCAUCUCCACGCCUUCUGUCAUGUACCUGGGCUAUGCAGUCCAUCGCCUGGCGCGCGCCUCAGAGCAGGAGCGCAGACGCGCCCUCCGUCGUCGCCCCGGCCCCCGGCGCGUGCCCCGGGCGCAGCUGCCACCGCCGCCUCCUGGCUGGCCGGACACCACGGAUCUGGGUGAGGCGGAGCCCAUACUGGCGCUGGAGGAGGAGGAGGACGAGGAGCCAGGGGCGCCCGAGGGCCCCGGGGAAGACACGGAGGAGGAGCGCGCAGAGGAUGUAGCUGCCAAGGGGGGCGGAGGUGACGGCAAAACGGUGGUCACUCCUGGCCCGGCCGGGCAGCACGACGGGCGACGGCGCAUCCAGAGGGAGGGCCUGAUGCGCGUGUACGUGGCCCAGCUGGUGGUAAGGGCGGCCUUCGAGGUGGCCUUUCUGGUGGGCCAGUACCUGCUGUACGGCUUCGAGGUGCCACCCUUCUUUGCCUGUAGCCGCCAGCCUUGCCCACACGUGGUGGACUGCUUCGUGUCGCGGCCAACCGAGAAGACGGUCUUCCUGCUGGUCAUGUAUGUGGUUAGCUGCCUAUGUCUGUUGCUCAACCUCUGUGAGAUGGCGCACCUGGGCCUCGGCAGUGCUCAGGACGCUGUACGCGGCCGUCGGGGAGCCUCAGCGCCGGGUCCUGGCCCCGCGCCGCGCCCGCCGCCCUGCGCUUUCCCAUCCGCCGCCACCGCGGGGCUGGCUUGCCCUCCCGAAUACAGCCUGGUGGUGCGCGCGGCUGAGCGGGCGCGGGCGCACGACCAGAACUUGGCUAACCUGGCCCUGCAGGCACUGCGCGAUGGGGCGGCGGCGGCAGCGGUGGUCGCGGAUCGGGACAGCCCGCCAUGCUCAGGGCUCAAUGCAGCCUCUCGGGGGCCACCCAGGGCCGGUGGCCCGGCUUCCGGAACCGGUAGCGCCACGUCUGGGGGCACCGUUGGGGAGCAGGGCCGGCCGGGAGCUCAGGAACAGCUGACCACUAAGCCCAGGGCUGGCUCUGAGAAGGGCAGUACAGGCAGUAGGGACGGUAAGGCCACAGUGUGGAUCUGAGGGCACUGGGGAGAGAGCUCAGGGAGGGCCUGGCUUGAGGGGUCAAUGGAAAUCUUUCUGUCUUCAACCGGUGACCGCUGACAGACCCCCUCAGGGCUUUUCAAAGAGGAAGCUGAAGACCUUUAAGAGGCGCUGGUUCAGGUAUCUCCCUGCAGGAUGGGAAGGGGAGCCACCAGGGUCUUGUCCGUGGCCCCUGGGGAGGGGGGAGGGAGGAGGGGGCAGAGCUGUGUCCCAGGAACUGACUGCCCCUCCAGGCUGUCAAGCAGAUGACUCCUCUGCUGGGUCUGCCAGCCUUCCUUUUAGGCUGUCCUGCAGCUUCCUCAUAGGAUGGAGGUGUCUGGCAUGAACCUUUUGGGGACUGUGCUUACCCUCACUGCAGGAGCAUAUAGGUUCCUCUUCAGCCCCCUCAGCCCUUACAGAGCCAGGGAACUCCCAGGUCCGGGACAAGCAGAUAGCCUUGGUCUACUCCCAGCUCUUGGCUCCCUGCUUGAGGCAACUGAGUAAGACCCCAAGGAGGCCUGGGCUGAGUACAGCCUCCACUCCCUGAGCUGAGGUAGCCUGGCAUGGGCCGUUUCUAGGACAUCCUGGAAGUUCUGUCAUGCCUUGCUGCUUAGAUCCAUAAGGCUGUGGUCCAGGGCUGUGGUUUUUGGCCAUGUUGGAAAAUUAGAGCUCUGGGGAACCUGUCCCCAUCUUUUGUGCCCUUCUCCCCAUUUUAAAGCCAACUUCCGGAACAAAUGAAGAAAAUAAAACUAACUUUUUGUUUACA